This is a messenger RNA of Psammomys obesus (fat sand rat), 2465 nucleotides long. RefSeq names its product TBC1 domain family member 25 (gene Tbc1d25). The transcript has 6 exons. Gene Ontology annotation, cellular component: autophagosome. Bases 157 to 2223 code for a protein of 688 amino acids. Gene Ontology annotation, biological process: activation of GTPase activity; regulation of autophagosome maturation. The record is from RefSeq and is a predicted model, not a curated record. Gene Ontology annotation, molecular function: GTPase activator activity. Lineage: Eukaryota; Metazoa; Chordata; Mammalia; Rodentia; Muridae.
CGACCUCCAGCCCAGGUCAGGUGGGAGGGGCAGGGUCGUGUAACAACCUCUGCGCCUGCGUUCUGGCGCAAGGUGGGGCCGCGAGCUCCCGAACUGUAGGGUGUUAGCUAGGCUGGGGGGCAAGCUGCUGUUACCAAGACAGACAGUAGUGGCGAGAUGGCAACAACCUCCGCGGCCUCGGACCAGGCAUGCUCUGCAGCGCCCCCGCCCGUCGGGGGUGGCCAGGCUGCCGCGGCAGCUGAGGAGGAGGAGCGAGAGGUGGUACGGGUCCGAGUCAAGAAAUGUGAGAGCUUCUUGUCCCCGGAGUUCCGAUCUUUUGCAGUAGAUCCUCAGAUCACAUCGCUGGACGUGUUGCAGCACAUCCUCAUCCGAGCCUUUGACUUGAAUGGGAAGAAGAACUUUGGCAUCAGCUACCUAGUACGGGACCGGCUAGGGCAGGAAGUUUUCCUUUCCCUCCUUUCUGAUUGGGACCUCAGCACAGCUUUCGCCACUGCCUCCAAACCUUAUCUGCAGUUGCGUGUGGACAUUCGGCCCUCGGAGGACAGCCCAUUGCUGGAAGACUGGGACAUAAUUAGCCCUAAAGAUGUCAUUGGAUCCGAUGUGUUACUGGCUGAGAAGCGACCCUCACUGACGACAGUUGCCUUGCCUUUUACACAAUCCAUCCUCUCUCAGGUGGGUCGUACAUUGUCUAAGGUCCAGCAGGUGCUGAGUUGGUCUUAUGGGGAAGAUGUCAAGCCUUUCAAGCCACCACUGAGUGAUGCUGAGUUUCACACAUACCUGAACCAUGAAGGCCAGCUUUCCCGUCCUGAGGAGUUGCGCUUACGGAUCUACCAUGGCGGAGUGGAGCCUUCACUUCGAAAGGUGGUAUGGCGGUACCUCCUGAAUGUGUACCCAGAUGGGCUAACGGGCCGUGAGCGGAUGGACUACAUGAAACGUAAGAGCCGAGAGUAUGAGCAGCUCAAAAGUGAGUGGGCCCAGAGAGUGAACCCUGAAGACCUGGAGUUCAUCCGCAGCACAGUCCUCAAGGAUGUCCUUCGCACAGACCGAGCCCACCCCUACUAUGCAGGGCCUGAGGAUAGUCCACACCUACGGGCCCUGCAUGACUUGCUCACCACCUAUGCUGUUACUCAUCCACAGGUAUCAUACUGCCAGGGCAUGAGUGACCUGGCCUCACCCAUCCUUGCUGUCAUGGACCAUGAAGGCCAUGCCUUUGUGUGCUUUUGUGGCAUCAUGAAGCGCCUGGCUGCCAACUUCCAUCCUGAUGGCCGUGCCAUGGCCACCAAGUUUGCCCACCUCAAACUGUUAUUGAGACAUGCUGACCCAGACUUCUACCAGUACCUGCAAGAAGCAGGUGCCGACGACCUCUUUUUCUGUUACCGCUGGCUGCUGCUGGAGCUUAAGCGUGAGUUUGCCUUUGAUGAUGCUCUCCGAAUGCUAGAGGUCACCUGGAGUUCACUGCCCCCUGACCCUCCUGAACAUGAAGUGGAGCUUGUCGGACCUCCCAGCCAAGUGGCAGACACUGGCUUUGGUAGCCACAGGGGACGAGCAGUACGUCAGAGGCACAUGCUGAGGCCUGCUGGUGGAGGUGGCAGUCCUUUUGAAGAUGCUGUUGUUCACUUAGCUACAUCUAGCCAAGGACCUAGUGGUGGAGGACGUCUCCUGAGACAGGCCAGCCUGGAUGGUCUCCAGCAACUCAGGGAUAACAUGGGCCCCAGGAAGGACCUUCUGGUUCAACUAUCCCACUCACCUACCCUAAUUAGCUCUAAGUCUCUCUCUGAGCCGUUGCUGAACUCCCCAGAUCCACUCCUCUCCUCCUCUUCUCGGCCCGAUUCUCCAUCUUCGUCAUCUCCUCCAUCUACCCAGGAGGCUUCUCCUUCUGGUGACAUAGCUGUAGGAUCUCCCUUGAUGCAAGAGAUAGGUUCUCCCAGAGACCCUGGGAAGUCCUUACCACCCCCACCUCCAAUGGGCCUUCCUCCACCCCAGGAGUUUGGCCGAGGGAACCCCUUUAUGCUCUUCCUCUGCCUGGCUAUCCUGCUGGAGCACCGUGACCACAUCAUGCGCAAUGGGCUGGAUUACAAUGAGCUAGCCAUGCAUUUUGACCGACUGGUGAGGAAGCACCAUCUAGGCCGUGUCUUAAGAAGGGCCAAGGCUCUCUUUGCUGAUUACCUACAGUCGGAAGUAUGGGACUCAGAGGAGGGGGCCGAGGCCACAGCCCCAUCUUGAAUGUACUCCCUCCAACCUUCCAACCCCAACAACACUCCAUAGUUUGCCAUGAGAGCCUACACAUGAGACUUUAUUCCCUGCCUGCCGACCCCAGACAUAGGAGCCUGGGGCCCUCUCUCCCCAGGUUUAAAACUGUGUGGUUCAGUGUUGGCGCUACUCCACAGAGGCUGUGGCCUCUUUUCUGUAUUUGUUUUGUUUCUAAACUAUACUUUGCACACACAAAGGUUACUGUGGUAUUUGUG